Messenger RNA from Pyrgilauda ruficollis (rufous-necked snowfinch), 4026 nucleotides. It is a transcript of the gene PCDH1, whose product is annotated as protocadherin 1. The record is from RefSeq and is a predicted model, not a curated record. Gene Ontology annotation, molecular function: calcium ion binding. Gene Ontology annotation, biological process: homophilic cell-cell adhesion. The transcript has 5 exons. Gene Ontology annotation, cellular component: plasma membrane. Lineage: Eukaryota; Metazoa; Chordata; Aves; Passeriformes; Passeridae. Bases 264 to 3860 code for a protein of 1198 amino acids.
AAUUUUGGGGGGAAAACGGGGCGAUUUGAGGGGUGAAAUAGAGCCGGGCUGCUCCGAGCAGGCAGGCGCAGCCUCUAGAUGGUGCAGUCAUGCAGCCGAGCUGAGCAUGUGUGCAGCGAAGGGCGCUGCGCAACAGGUUGGCGUAGCUCAGCGGGGAGACGCGCUCCCAUCCUCGCUGCGGCGGAGCGGAAAGGACUUUCCAGCAUCCUGGCGAGAAAUCCGCGCCGCAACCGGCCCGGAAGGCGGCUCCCCUGCAGCGCAGGAUGAACCCGCUGGCGUCCUGCCUGGGCUUGUGGCUCCUCUGCCAGCUCCCCGCCCUGGCCUUGGGGACACGUGCGGUCUACAAAGUGCAGGAGGAACAACCCCCCAACAGCCUCAUAGGGAGCCUGGCCUCCGACUACGGCUUACCGGACAUGGGGCACCUCUACAAGCUGGAAGUGGGGGCCCCAUACCUCCGUGUGGAUGGCAAGACUGGGGACAUCUACACCACAGAGACCUCCAUUGACCGGGAGAGCCUGCGGGAGUGCCAGCACCUCCUGCCUGGAGAGCCCUGCUUCCUGGAGUUUGAGGUGUCCAUCACUAACCUGAACGCCAACAGCAGCCCUCGCCUGCUCGAGGGGCAGAUUGAGGUGCUCGAUAUCAAUGACAACACCCCCAACUUCGCCUCGCCCGUCCUCACCCUCUCCAUCCCUGAAAACACCAAUGUUGGGACGCUCUUCCCCAUUCCCCUGGCCAUGGACCGGGACUCGGGCCCCAAUGGCGUUGCCUCCUACGAGCUGAUGGCUGGUCCGGAGGCGCAGGAGCUCUUUGGGCUGCAGGUGGCCGAGGACCAGGAUGAGAAGCAGCCUCAGCUGAUUGUCAUGGGGAACCUGGACCGGGAGCAGUGGGACUCCUACGAUCUGACCAUCAAGGUUCAGGAUGGGGGGAACCCACCUCGGGCAAGCAGUGCCCUGCUCCGCAUCACCAUCCUGGACAUGAACGACAACGCACCCAAGUUCGAGAAGGCCCUGUAUGAGGCAGAGCUCUCUGAAAACAGCCCUGUGGGGCACUCCGUCCUCCAGGUGAAAGCCAACGAUUCGGACCAGGGCGCCAAUGCUGAGAUCGACUACUCCUUCCACCAGGCCUCGGACAUGGUGCGGCGGUUGCUGCGCCUGGACCGCGCCACGGGGCUCAUCACCGUGCAGGGCCCCAUCGACCGCGAGGACAUCGGCACCCUCAAGUUCUCCGUCAUGGCCAAGGACAAGGGCGCCAACCCCAAGAGCGCCCGCACGCAGGUGGUGGUCACCAUCAAGGACAUGAAUGAUAACGCACCCUCCAUAGAGAUCCGGGGCAUAGGCUUGGUCACCCACCAGGAUGGCAUGGCCAACAUCUCGGAGGACGUGCCAGUAGAGACAGCAGUGGCUCUGGUGCAGGUGUCUGACCGAGAUGAGGGUGAAAACGCUGUGGUGACCUGUGUGGUGGCCGGUGACGUCCCAUUCCAGCUGCGCCAGGCCAGUGAGACAGGGAGUGACAGCAAGAAGAAAUACUUCCUGCAGACCACCACGCCAUUGGACUAUGAGUCAGUGAAGGAGUACACGAUUGAGAUUGUGGCUGUGGACUCGGGGAACCCGCCCCUCUCCAGCACCAACUCCUUGAAGGUGCAGGUGAUGGACGUCAAUGACAACGCCCCUGUCUUCAGCCAGAGCUUCACUGAGGUGGCCUUCCCUGAGAACAAUGAGCCCGAUGAGCUGGUCAUGGAGGUGAGUGCCACUGACGCUGACAGCGGCUCCAACGCCAAGCUGGUUUAUUCCCUGGUGACAGACCCCUCCUCCAAGGGCUCUUUCACCAUUGACCCUGACUCCGGGGAGAUCCGGGUGAAGGCGGUGCUGGACCGAGAGCAGAGGGAACGCUACGAGUUCUUGGUGGUGGCGGAAGAUAAGGGCAGCCCCAGCAAGCAGGGUACAGCAUCUGUGGCCAUCAACGUCAUGGACAGGAAUGACAACGACCCCAAGUUCAUGCUGAGUGGCUACAACUUCUCAGUGAUGGAGAACAUGCCACCCCUCAGCCCUGUGGGCAUGGUGACGGUCAUUGAUGCUGACAAAGGAGAAAAUGCCCGGAUCCAGCUGUCGGUGGAGCAAGACAACGGGGAUUUUGUCAUACAAAAUGGCACUGGCACCAUCCUCUCCAGCAUCUCUUUUGACCGGGAACAGCAGAGCACCUACACCUUCCGACUCAAGGCGGUGGAUGGUGGGGAUCCCCCCAGGUCUGCCUAUGUGGGGGUGACUAUCAAUGUCUUGGAUGAGAAUGACAAUGCCCCCUUCAUCACUUCCCCCUCCAACGCCACCUACAAGCACAUCCUGCCCCACACCAGUCCCGGCCAGCAGGUGAGCAAGGUCAAGGCAGAGGACAUCGACUCGGGCAUCAAUGCUGAGCUGAUCUACAGCAUCACAGGAGGAAACCCCUUCGAGCUCUUCCAGAUCUCCCCGCAGAGCGGAGACAUCACUCUGGAGAAGGAGAUCCUGCGCAAGCACCACGGCCUGCACCGCCUGGUCGUGCGCGUCAAUGACAAGGGCAAGCCCUCGCGGCAUGGCACGGCUCUGGUGCACUUCUAUGUCAACGAGACACUGGCCAACCGCACGCUGCUGGACACGCUGGUGGGGCACAGCCUGGACACCCCGCUGGACAUUGACAUCGCCGGCGACCCUGAGUACGAGCGCAGCAAGCAGCGGAGCAACAUCCUCUUCGGGGUCAUCGCCGGCAUCGUGGCUGUCACCCUGGUCAUCGUGCUGGUGGUCCUGGUGCGUUACUGCCGGCAGCGCGAGGCCAAGAGCGGCUACCAGGCAGGCAAGAAGGAGACCAAGGACCUGUAUGCACCCAAGCAAGCCAGCAAGAGCGGGAAGAGCAAGAACAAGGUGAAGAAGAGCAAGUCUCCCAAGCCACCCAAGCCCACAGAGGAUGAGGAGGAGACGGGGCUGCAGAAAUCACUCAAGUUCAACCUCAUGAAUGACUCUGUCAGUGACAGCCCCCGGAUCCACCUGCCCCUGAACUACCCUCCGGGCAGCCCGGACCUGGGCCGCCACUACCGCUCCAACUCGCCGCUGCCCUCCAUCCAGCUGCAGCCUCAGUCACCCUCUGCCUCCAAGAAGCACCAAGUGGUGCAGGACCUGCCGGCCACCAACACCUUUGUUGGCACUGGGGACAACAACUCGACGGGCUCCGAGCAGUACUCGGACUACAGCUACCGCACCAACCCCCAGAAAUACACCAACAAGCAGUUACCUCAUCGCCGAGUGACGUUCUCUGCAGCCAGCCAGGCUCAGGACCUGCAGGACCCCUCCCAGCACAGCUACUACGACAGCGGGCUGGAGGAAUCCGAGACCCCCAGCAGCAAAUCUUCGUCGGGGCCCCGCAUCGGGCCCCUGGCCCUGCCCGAGGACCACUACGAGCGCACCACGCCCGAUGGCAGCAUCGGGGAGAUGGAGCACCCUGAGAACGAUCUCCGGCCUCUGCCCGAUGUAGCCAUGACUGGGACCUGCACCCGGGAGUGCACAGAGUUCGGCCACUCCGACACCUGCUGGAUGCCUGGCCAGUCCUCCCCCAGCCGCAGGCCCAAGAACGCCCUCAAACUCUCCACUUUUGUGCCUUACCAAGACAGAGGGAGUCAAGAGCAAGUCGGGAACGGCAGCCCCAGACUGUCAGAAGAGCGCAGCACCAAAAUGGCCAACCUCCGCCUGCUCCCCACGUACAGUGCCUUCUCCAAUAGUAGCCAUGAGCCCUGCAAGGACUCUCCCAUGGAGGAAAUUCCUCUCACCCAGACCUCGGACUUCCAGCCAGCCACCACCCCCUCGGCCCAGACCACCAAGAGAGAGAUCUACCUGUGAGGCUGGGCGUGAGGGGCAGGGAGCUGAGGCCAGAGGAACAUUUUCCACUUUGAUGCUUUAUGGCUCCGGCCCUUCGCCAAGGCUGGGGGCUCUGCGGGGAGCAGGGCAGGGCGAGGCAGGGAUGAGAGGAGCGCCUUUUUAACCCCGUGUUGCCCGGGGCUGGGGG